GUCUCUGUCCAUGGAUUCUAAAUCAGUUGUAGACUUAAUAGAAGCCUCCUCAGGGGUUCAUUUUUCCGGAUUUCACAUGGAUGGUUUGGAGCAAAGAAAUACAGAGGUGGAGCAACCAACUACCUCAGCUACAGAUAACUUUCAUAAACAACCUUUUGUCAUUGGGGUUGCUGGUGGAGCAGCAUCUGGUAAGACCACAGUUUGUGACAUGAUUAUACAACAGCUUCAUGACCAGCGUGUUGUUCUUGUUAAUCAGGAUUCCUUUUAUCAUAAUUUGACUCAAGAAGAACUUUCACGUGUAUAUGAGUAUAACUUUGACCAUCCUGAUGCAUUUGACACUGAGAAACUGUUAUCUUCUAUGGAUAUGUUGAGGCAUGGGCAAGCAGUGGAUAUUCCAAAAUAUGACUUCAAAAGUUACAAAAGCAAUGUGUUUCCAUCCAGAAGGGUCAAUCCGUCCGAUGUUAUAAUUUUGGAAGGAAUUCUCAUUUUCCAUGAUCCCCGUGUACGGGAGUUGUUGAAUAUGAAGAUAUUUGUUGAUACAGAUGCUGAUGUUCGUUUGGCUAGGAGAAUAAGGCGUGAUACAGCGGAGAAGGGCAGGGAUAUUGGUACUGUUCUUGAUCAGUACUCAAAAUUUGUGAAGCCUGCUUUUGAUGACUUUAUUCUUCCUACAAAGAAGUAUGCUGAUAUCAUUAUUCCUCGUGGAGGUGAUAAUCAUGUAGCCAUUGAUUUGAUUGUACAACAUAUAUGUACGAAGCUUGGUCAGCAUGACCUUUGUAAAAUAUAUCCUAAUUUAUACGUCAUUCAGUCAACGUUUCAGAUACGGGGCAUGCAUACCCUCAUACGUGAUUCUCAAACAACAAAACAUGAUUUUGUUUUCUAUGCUGAUCGGUUGAUUCGUUUGGUUGUUGAACAUGGCCUGGGACAUCUACCAUUUACAGAAAAGCAGGUGGUCACUCCAACUGGGUCUGUUUAUACUGGUGUAGACUUCUGCAAGAGAUUAUGUGGUGUUUCUGUUAUAAGGAGUGGUGAGAGCAUGGAGAAUGCUUUAAGAGCAUGCUGUAAAGGUAUCAAGAUUGGGAAAAUUCUUAUUCAUAGAGAAGGGGACAACGGUCAGCAGCUAAUCUAUGAAAAACUACCUCAGGAUAUCUCAGAUAGGCAUGUGUUACUAUUGGAUCCUAUCCUAGGCACAGGGAAUUCUGCUGUUCAGGCUAUAUCUUUGCUUCUGAGGAAGGGUGUACCGGAGUCCAACAUUAUAUUUCUCAAUCUUAUAUCUGCACCUCAAGGUGUACAUGUGGUCUGCAAAAGCUUCCCAAGGAUUAAGAUUGUGACGUCUGAGAUUGAAAUUGGUCUGAAUGAAGAUUUCCGUGUCAUACCUGGCAUGGGUGAAUUUGGGGACAGAUAUUUUGGAACCGAUGAUGAUGACCAGCAAAUGGCGGCUGCUCCACAGUAAUUCCAUCAAAGCUGCCUUCUUGGUCUAAUUCAUUUAUCAUUUUCAGUUAUCAUCAUCAGCAGUCAUGAAUAUCAGCUAGAACUUGCUUGACUAAAUAUUGUGCUGGGUGCUGCUUUUCGAGAGUUGAAAAGAUUUUGACUUCAUUAAAGUGAGAAAUCACCAUCAUUUUAAAAACUUCUUUUAUAUAAUUCUGUCUUGGAAAUUUUGUUGCAAACUGGGGGGUGUUUUAAAUUUCAAGUGUCUUUAGUUAAUUCUCUCAAAAUACCUUGAAAAAGGGUUGGAUGGUUACAAAAAUUACAUUUAGGCAGAGUGAGUGAUGUUUUGACUCUGUAUCUGUGCACUAUAUAUAUAUAUAUAUAUAUAUAUAUAGAGUCUAGCCCCCAUAAAAAUUUUACUAUACAUACAAUUUUUGUGGCAUUUUGGGGAGUAACAUUCAGUGACAAAUGAAAAGCCUCCUCCCCAUGAUAUAUGUAUUUACUCCAUAUACUCAUUAUAUGAUAUGAUAAUAAAAAUAUAUUUUACUGAAAA
This is a messenger RNA of Ziziphus jujuba (common jujube), 1978 nucleotides long. Its product is annotated as uridine kinase-like protein 3. The coding region runs from base 11 to 1450 and encodes 479 amino acids. The transcript has 14 exons. NCBI's taxonomy places the organism in Eukaryota, Viridiplantae, Streptophyta, Magnoliopsida, Rosales, Rhamnaceae. Gene Ontology annotation, molecular function: ATP binding; kinase activity. The record is from RefSeq and is a predicted model, not a curated record. Gene Ontology annotation, cellular component: cytoplasm.